This is a messenger RNA of Erythranthe guttata (spotted monkey flower), 4852 nucleotides long. RefSeq names its product tornado 1. The record is from RefSeq and is a predicted model, not a curated record. Gene Ontology annotation, molecular function: protein binding. NCBI's taxonomy places the organism in Eukaryota, Viridiplantae, Streptophyta, Magnoliopsida, Lamiales, Phrymaceae.
UAAAUUAAAUAUAAUUUCUCAAUUUUCAAUUUUCAAUUUCCAAACUGUCAAAUCUCAACAUAUCGUCUCUUCUCGUACUUUGCCUCCGUCGCCGCUCACUGCCACCACCAUAUGCAGCGGUCAUUCAACCGCCUUGAACACGACAAAUCUCUCUCUCCCUCUCUCAACAAUUUCAAACUUGCUACAUGAAAUUACUUUUUUACCCCGACAAGCAUAAUGCCUGUUUUUCCUUUCUCCUCCACCUUUUUAGGAUUCUUUAAUUGUUGCAAUGGGAAAAGGAGGAAGAAAAGUAUCCGGUAAUUGCUCCCAACACCUUUAAAAAGUCUAAAAAUUUCCCAUCUUUUAAUUAUUAAAUUCCACAAAAUUGCACAUAAUUCAAGAAAAAAAAAAGUAGGAUUAAUAAUAUAACUUAAAAAUAAAAAAUUCCUUCAAACAGAAUUCAAGUAUUGAUUCCCACCACAUUCAAAUAUAAGAAAGAAAAAAAUUAUCUCAACAAUUUGAUUUAUUACAAGCUAAUAUAUAUACACAUAUACAUACAACCAUCUUAUGAACAAGCUCACAAAUCAAAAUUCUUGAUUAAAAAUGGCAGCAAUUCAAAACAUAAAAGACAUUGAAUGGGCUCUGCAAGUGAUGAAAAGUGGGGCCCACAAUCUCCACAGCAUCUCCUUCUUCCUCUCUCAACAUUCUUCAAACUGCUUUCAAGAAACAGAAAACUCCAUUAACAUAAACAUUACAACACAAAACCUACCUCACUUCUCUCAGCUUCUCAAGUUUUUAGCCACCCCCGAAAACGACACAUCCCUCUCCUCGUUGGAUUUCCACCUCGUCGAAUGGGAGCUGCACCUCGUAAACGAUCUCCGUACAUUGCUCGAUAAUAACCGGAGCAUCAGACAGGUAACGUUCAAAAGAAACAAAUUCAAUGCAGAGUGCUUAUCCGAGCUAUCGGAUUCUUUGAGGAGAAACACAUGCAUUAAAGACCUCGUUUUUUCCGAGUCGAAAAUCGGUUCCGAAGGGGCUGCAUUCCUAGCUUUGUCUCUAAGAGAUAACAACACUUUAGAAGAGUUGCAAAUAUGGGAAGACUCGAUCGGUUCGAAAGGAGCAGAGGAGCUGUCCAGAAUGAUCGAGACGAACUCGACUCUAAAACUUCUAACUAUUUUCGACUCGAAAUCGUCCACCGCAACCCCUCUUAUUUCAUCCGUUUUGGCAAGAAAUCGGUCAAUGGAGGUCCAUGUAUGGAGCGGGGCCCACAACGGAAAAAAUUCCAAAGUGGUCGAAUUUGCCCCUGAAAAUGGCACUCUUCGAGUGUACAAUCUCGACCCUUCGGGGGCGUGUAGGGUCAUUUGUUCGUUAGGGCGGAACACAACUGUGAGGUCUCUUGAUAUGACCGGUUUGAGGCUGAAAACGAGAUGGGCUAAAGAACUCCGUUCGGUUCUUGAACAAAAUCGAACACUCAAAGAGGUGAAUUUAUCGAACACAUGUCUGAAAGACAAGGGCAUUGUUUACAUUGCAGCUGGGCUAUUUAAAAAUCGGAGCUUGGAAAAACUUUACCUCGACGGAAACUCGUUCGGUGCAAUAGGCAUAGAGCAUUUGCUCUGCCCUUUGAGCAAGUUUUCGCCUUUUCAAAACCAAGCAAACACGUCUCUAAAGUCAAUAACUUUAGGUGGCGGAAGAACUAAAUUCGGAAAAGACGGGAUUUCAGCUUUUCUCAAGAUGCUGAUUAGUAAUGAAACUAUUACACACAUAGGCAUACACGAAGACGAGAGCCUUAAACCGCACGACAUAGUCGGAAUCUUCAAGACCUUGGAGAGAAAUACGACUUUGAGGCGCUUUUCUCUACGAGGAUGCAAAGGGGUGAGGGGCGAAUUGGUCUUUCAGACGAUAAUCGAGACGUUGAAUGUGAACCCUUGGAUCGAAGACAUUGAUCUUGCAAGAACUCCUCUCCAUAUUUCUGGGAAAUCAGAAGCAAUAUAUCAGAGAUUAGGUCAGAACGAAAAAACGGAACCGGAGAUCGAUUUACUCAAGGACAUGGCUAUGGCCAUGCCUAAAAGCUGUCGGGUUUUUCUAUGCGGUCAAGAAUAUUCCGGUAAAAGUACACUAUGCAAUUCAAUAUCACAGAACAUUUCACCUUCGAAAAUGCCGUACCUGGAUGAAAUAAGGAUUCUCGUGAACCCAGUCGAGCAAGCUAUCAGGACACCUGGCAUGAAGAUCAAGCCGUUCAAAGACGAAGACACGAACAUCUCGAUAUGGAAUCUUGCGGGCCAGCACGAGGAAUAUUCCCUGCACGAUCUCAUGUUUCCAGGUCACGGCAGUGCUUCUUUCUUUCUGAUAGUAUCCAGCUUAUUCAGGAAACCGAGCAAUCGAGAGCCGAAAACCCCCACCGAAAUAGAAGAAGAUCUCCACUACUGGCUGCGAUUCAUCGUCUCCAACUCAAAACGAGCAGUUAAUCAAUGCAUGCUGCCCACUGUAGCUAUGGUGCUGACUCACUACGACAAAGUCAACCACCAUCAAUCCGAUAAUAGCUUACGGGAAACUAUAACUUUGAUUCAAGGACUAAGAGAUAAAUUUCAAGAUUUUGUCGAAUUCUAUCCAACAGUAUUCACAGUUGACGCAAGAUCGUCUGCUUCGGUGAGUAAACUCAGCCAUCAUAUCCGAAAAACAAGCAGGACGAUUCUUCAAAGGGUUCCUCGGGUUUAUCAGCUUUGCAACGAUCUUGUGGAGAUAUUAUCGGAUUGGAGACAACAAAACCACAACAAGCCAUUAAUGAAGUGGAAAGAAUUUGGCGAGCUAUGCCAAAUCAAGAUUCCAUUUUUAAGAAUUCGCUCGAGAAACGAUAAUCGAGAGAAGGUGGAGAUGAGGAGGAGAGCGGUGGCUACAAGUCUUCACCAUAUAGGAGAGGUGGUUUAUUUCGACGAACUGGGGUUCUUGAUAUUGGACUGCGGUUGGUUUUUCGGUGAGGUGCUUAGUCAGCUAAUAAGAUUGGAUGUCAGAAAACAGAACUCGACUGCAAAUAAUGGAUUCGUAUGCAGACAAGAGUUUGAGAAGAUUCUUGUUCCUGGAUUGGGCUCGAAUGUUACUGAUAACAUGGAAGCGAAUGAUGUUACAAAAAUGAUGCUGAAAUUGGAGCUCUGCUGCGAACAAGAUCCAUCGAAUCCCGAUUCGCUGCUUCUUAUUCCGUCCGUUUUGGAAGAAGGCAGAUGGAAACCUCAGAGAUGGCCGAUUUUGUUAUCGCCCGAUAAUAGUUACAAUUACGUGGGAAGACACCUUCGAUGUGAUGACUCGAGCCACGUGUUUCUCACACCGGGUUUCUUUCCUCGUUUACAGGUACAUUUGCACAACAAAAUUAUGGGAUUGAGGAACCAACAAAAUGGAGCAUCGUACAGCCUCGAGAAGUACCUGAUCUCGAUAAACAUAAACGGGGUCCACAUCCGCGUGGAGCUCGGAGGGCAAUUCGGUCAUUCCAUAGACGUGCUCGCAUGCUCCACAAAGAGUCCAACCGAAAUGCUCAGACUCUUCCAGAAUUUCGUAAUACCUGCUAUACAUAGCCUCUGCCAGGGUUUCACACUCGUAGAGUGCGUUCUUCGUUCUGAAUGCGUGAAAAAUCUGACGCCUCAUAGGUACAGGAGAAGAAGCCAAUUUGUUCCUCUGCAGCAGCUAAAACGAGCCCUGCUCUCUGUUCCUGCAGACAGCAUUUACGAUUAUCAGCACACGUGGGAUUCAGUUACAGAAUCUGGAAGCACUAUCAUAGGACCUGGUUUCGAUUUCGCUCGAGAAUUGCUGUCGGACGACGACUUCAGAGAAGUGCUCCACUGCCGCUACCACGACCUGUACAACCUCGCCGUCGAACUUCAACUCCCGCAAGAAAACAAUCCAGGUGGCGGCGGCGGCGAAAUAGCCGCCGCCGCUGCCGCCUCGAUCGAGCCGACAUUCGCCGGAAUAGCAAAGGGCGUCGAAGAAGUUCUACAGAGACUAAAGAUCAUCGAGCAGGAAAUCAGAGAUGUCAAGCAGGAGAUUCGAGGGCUGAGAUAUUACGAAAACGCCCUUCUAAUCGAGCUGCACCGCAAAGUGAACUACCUCGUGAACCACAAUACUCAGAUCGAGGAAAGAAAAGUGCCGAACAUGUUCUAUUUCGUCAGAACCGAGAACUACUCGAGGAGAUUAAUCACCACCGUAAUUUCAGGCAUGGCCGCCAUGCGCAUGCACAUGCUGUGCGAAUUUCGAGGAGAAAUGCACGUGGUGGAAGAUCAGAUCGGAUGCGAGCUGAUGCAAGUGGACAACGUCACAGUGAAGUUUCUAGCUCCGUACAUGAAGAAGUUUAUGAAACUUUUAACCUUCGCUCUAAAAAUCGGAGCCCAUUUAGCUGUAGGUAUGGGAGAAUUGAUACCUGAUCUUGGCAGAGAGGUUGCACAUCUGGUUGAUUCUCCGGUUCUUUACGGAGCAGCUGGUGCAGCGGCAGUGGGGGCGGCAGGAGCAGCUGUGGCCGGAAACAGGAGCAGGAACACGAGGGACAUCCAGCAAGAUCUCGUGCCAGCUCAGCAGUGGGUGGUUGACUUUUUGAAGGACCAGAGAUGUUCGACCGGAAAAGAUAUCGCUGAGAAGUUCGGACUUUGGCGAGUCAGAUACAGAGAUGAUGGUCGAAUUGCGUGGAUUUGCAGGAGACACGUGUGCACAAGAUCACACGACAUAAUCGAAGUGCCAAUUUGAAUUAUGUAAUAUUAGGACAAUCAUAUCCAUAAUCGAGCAAAUAUGAUGCAAUGUAAAAAUGGAAGUCGACAAUAAUAUUUCCCUCGUACGAAUUCAAGAACUUCAAAGUUACAUAAUUAGUGUCUCGAUAAACACAAUUAUUACAAACCAA